AUGGGAGCCCACGAGCCUACCCGCUUCUUGGCGCCUGCGUUUCCGCCGCGCAAUCUCCGGACCAUCAUCCUCUCCUUCAUCGGCACAUGCUUCUUCUUUUCCUUUUACCGCCUCUCGCGGCUGCCAGACGCCAGUUACUACCCGCAUUACAUCUACGACCAUAUUGCAAACUACUUUGAGCACGGCGUCUACAACAACACGCUCUACCAAAAUGGCACAGAAGCCGCCGUCCAUCCGCACUGGAACUUCAGUCAACCCUGCCAGGGCUUCCCCAGUUUAGACGGCAUUAUGCCCGUCAUGAAGACGGGCGCCACCGAGUCGUUUGACAAGAUGCCCACGCAGCUACUCACGAGCUUGCAAUGUCUCCCCGACUUUUUGCUCUUUUCCGACUUGGAACAACAAAUUGGCAGAUAUCACAUCUACAACGUCCUCGACCGCGUUGAAGACAUCCUCAGCAGCGACCGCUCCGAGUUCCUCCUCUACCAGGCCCAGCAAGACUGUCCCAUUUCGCAAAGAGAAUGCACCACCGGCAUGCCUGGAGGCUGGGACCUCGACAAGUACAAGUUUCUCAACAUGAUGCUGCGCACCUGGGAGAUGCGCCCCGGCAUGAAGUGGUAUGUCUUUGUCGAGGCCGAUACCUACGUUGUGUGGUCCAACCUCGUCGAUUGGCUCAACAAGCGAAUGAAUGCGACCGAGGACGUCUAUGUUGGCGGCAUUGCAUUCUUAAACAAUCUUCCCUUUGCUCACGGAGGAACUGGCUACGCCAUCUCUGGGGUCCUUCUCGAGCGGCUAGUAGCCCACAUCAAAGAGAUUCCAGCCAAGGAAAUCAACGAAAUGGCCAUGCGCACCUGCUGCGGCGAUGCGCUUCUGGCCGACGUUAUUGACAAGCUUGCCGUGUCGGUGCUCCGCGCCUCGCCCAUGUUCAACGGCGACAAGCCCAACACGCUCCCGUUUAGCCCACGGGACUGGUGCCAGCCGCUCUUUACGCUGCACCACAUGAACUCGGAGGAAAUUAGCGCCGUCUGGCAGUACGAGCAGACGCGGACCAAGACGGAUCCGCUGCAGCUGCGCGACAUUUACCAGGCCUUUGUCGCGCCCAACAUGGUGCCGCGGCGGCCCAUGUGGAACAACCUGGCCGAACAGCGCUGCCUCGCCAAACCCGAGGACGGGCGCAACGUCAUUGAGAAGCACGCGCACAAGUCGGUCGAGGCCUGCGCGCGCGUCUGCCUCGCCGAGGGCCUCGACGUCGACGCCGAGGCCUACGAGAAGCUCAAGACGGACGACGAGCGCGACUGGUACCUGCGGCAACGCUACCGCCGACAGACAGCCAGCAAACCCAUCAGCAAGGAGCGCCACUGCUUCAGCUGGCGCUACCGCGAAGGAAAAUGCUGCACGAGCGACAGCUUCAAGCUGGGGUAUCCCGUCGGCGGCGCCAAGAAGGAGCCCGACGCGACGAGCGGCUGGUUCGUCGAGGGCAUUGACCGCUGGAUCAAGGACCACGGCCAGUGUCCGGACGGCACCGACUGGGUAACACCCACGUGCGUUGGGAAAUGGUGCCCGGAAGAGGUGGAAAGGCGCAAAAAGCAGAUGGAGCAGGAGCGAAAGAAUAAGGAGGAAAUGCUCAAGCAGUUUGGGUUGACGUUGGGGGAGCCAAAGCCUAGCGAGGCAGAGGCGAACACAAUCAAGGCUGGUGGUAUAUUCAAGGCCAGCGAGAAACUAGGAUGA
Beauveria bassiana ARSEF 2860 is the source of this 1725-nucleotide messenger RNA. RefSeq names its product tripeptidyl peptidase SED3. Gene Ontology annotation, molecular function: glycosyltransferase activity. Lineage: Eukaryota; Fungi; Ascomycota; Sordariomycetes; Hypocreales; Cordycipitaceae. The transcript has 2 exons. Gene Ontology annotation, cellular component: membrane. The record is from RefSeq and is a predicted model, not a curated record. Bases 1 to 1725 code for a protein of 574 amino acids.